AUGGCAGGACGAGACCAAAGCCCGGAGCGCAUCCUUCUCCUGGAUGCCGGUUAUUGUGUUCAUACGACAAUCAGAGGGUCUUCGCGUGAGCAACAGGUCCGAGACACGAUCCGACAAGCAGGCAUAGAUGCCGGAACGCGUCUUAUAUUUUUUGAGACAGACUUGACAAAGGAUGACGGCUGGCGUGAGGCUUUGACAGGAUGCACAUAUGUACAUCAUGUUGCGUCCCCAUUUCCCGCAACAACACCGAAGGACGAAAAUGAAUUGAUUGGACCUGCACGGGAUGGCACACUCCGAGUGCUGCGACUGGCACGAGAGGCUCACGUCAAGCGAGUUGUCAUGACGUCGUCGUUCGCUGCCAUUGGAUAUGGGCAUGAGCAUGGGCAGAUACCGCUAUUUACGGAGAGUCAUUGGUCUGUUCUAGAUGGAAGGAUGUCAAUUCCUGCAUAUCACAAGAGCAAAACGCUUGCCGAACAAUCGGCAUGGGAAUUUAUGCGCAAGGAGGGGGGCGAUCUUGAACUUGCUGUGAUAAAUCCGACUGGCGUAUUUGGACCUGUCAUGGGCGCAGACUUUUCAUCAUCAAUUGAGAUUAUCAAAAACAUGCUUAAUGGGAACGUACCUGGAUGUCCGCGGAUCUCCUUUGGCAUUGUGGAUGUGCGUGAUCUUGCGGACUUGCAUAUUCGCGCGAUGAGAAGCCCGGCAGCACAAGGGCAAAGAUUCAUUGGGAUGUGUGAUAACGGACCAGUUGCGAUGAUCGAUAUUGCAAAAAUAUUACGAGCUAAAAGGCCGCAGCAUGCAAGUCGUCUUCCUACCAAGGAGUUGCCCAGUUGGCUUGUUCACGCAGUCGCUCUAUUUCGUCCUGGUUUUCGUGGUAUUCUUCCAGAACUAGGUGUUGUGAAGCGCAUCGAUAACACAAAAGCAAAGGAUCUGCUUGGAUGGCAGCCAAGAUCGAUUGAAGAGUGCAUUGUGGAUACGGCGGACAGUCUGGUGGAAUAUGGAAUCGUCUAG
This is a messenger RNA of Penicillium cosmopolitanum, 1008 nucleotides long. Its product is annotated as SDR family oxidoreductase. The transcript has 2 exons. Gene Ontology annotation, molecular function: oxidoreductase activity, acting on the CH-OH group of donors, NAD or NADP as acceptor. NCBI's taxonomy places the organism in Eukaryota, Fungi, Ascomycota, Eurotiomycetes, Eurotiales, Aspergillaceae. The record is from RefSeq and is a predicted model, not a curated record. The coding region runs from base 1 to 1008 and encodes 335 amino acids.